AUGGGUGUUUGGUGUAAAGAAUGGCCCAUCAGUCUGCCAGAGAAGAUUGAAGCUCUGAGUGGAUCCUGUGUGAUCAUAAACUGCAUGUUUGAUUUUGAUAACAAAUAUGACAACUAUCUCACUGACAGUGCUGUAGGAGUGUGGCUUAAAGAUGGGGAUGAGACAAACAGAGUGUUUGAGUCCAAUAGGCCUGAAAACCCAUUUAAGGGGAAAAUAACUGGAAAGUUACAAUACAAGAACUGUACUACCAUUUUUAAUGACAUUACUUCAAAUCACAAAGGCAGAUUUUACUUCAGGAUUGAGGAGUCUCCACCCAAUCCCACAGUUCAGAUGUUUAAGGAUCAGAUGGAGGUUGAGGUUCAGGAGGAGGUGUUAGAGGGGAGCUCUAUGUGUCUGCGCUGCUCUGCUAAGACUCUCUGCUCCUCUUCUCCACCAACUCUCACAUGGAGAUCCACUGACAGACUCCACCUCAAUGAGAGCAGCAGACUACAGCUGGAUCAACAGAAUCAAACUGAGAUCAUCUCUGAUCUGAACUUCACUGCUACUCACCUUCAACAUGAAGUCACUUUCAUCUGCACUAUAACCUACCAGCUACAGCAGAGGAUCACAACAGCACACAGCAACAUCACAUUACGUGUUCAGUAUGCUCCUAAAAACACAUCAGUGUCUGUGUUUCCAUCUAACUCUGUACUGGAGGGCAGUUCAGUGACUUUGAUCUGCAGCAGUGAUGGAAAUCCAGCAGUGUUUAACUACACCUGGUACAGAGAGAAUGGAGGACAGAUGGAGGAACUGCAGACUGGAUAUAAUCUCACCUUCAAUGUGACUGAUCGUACACACACAGGACGCUACUACUGUCAAACCAGAAACCAACAUGGGACCCAUAACACAUCAGUGUUGCUGGACAUUCAGUAUGCUCCUAAAAACACAUCAGUGUCUGUGUUUCCAUCUAACUCUGUACUGGAGGGCAGUUUAGUGACUUUGAUCUGCAGCAGUGAUGGAAAUCCAGCAGUGUUCACCUGGUAUAGAGAGAAUGGAGGACAGCUGGAGGAGCUGCAGACUGGAUCUAAUCUCACCUUCAAUGUGACUGAUCGUACACACACAGGACGCUACUACUGUAAAGCCAGAAACCAACAUGGCACCCAAAACACAUCAGUGUUGCUGGACAUUCAGUAUCCUCCUGAAAACACAUCAGUGUCUGUGUUUCCAUCUAAACCUGUACUGGAGGGCAGUUCAGUGACUUUGAUCUGCAGCAGUGAUGGAAAUCCAGUAGAGUACACCUGGUAUAGAGAGAAUGGAGGACAGCUGGAGGAGCUGCAGACUGGAUAUAAUCUCACCUUCAAUGUGACUGAUCGUACACACACAGGACUCUACUACUGUCAAACCAGAAACCAACAUGGCACCCAAAACACAUCAGUGUUGCUGGACGUUCAGUAUGCUACUGAAAAAACAUCAAUGUCUGUGUUAGUUAACUCUGUACUGGAGGGCAGUUCAGUGACUUUAAACUGCAGCAGUGAAGGAAAUCCAGCAGUGUUCAACUACACCUGGUACAGAGAGAAUGGAGGACAGAUGGAGGAGCUGCAGACUGGAUAUAAUCUCACCUUCAAUGUGGCUGAUCGUACACACACAGGACGCUACUACUGUCAAGCCAAAAACCAAUAUGGCACUCAAAACACAUCAGUAUUAUUGGACAUUCAGUAUUAUCAACCGACUUUAAUUGGACUUCUGUUGACCAUCUUAACACUGAUUCUUAUCCUGUAUGCUCUGACUGUUGGAUUUGCACUUUACAGAAUUAGACAAUUGAGCAACAAGCUGAAUGUUCACAAUGAUGCAGGCACAUAUGCUUCUCUUCAGCUCACUGCUCCAGUGUCGGAAUAUGAGACUUUGAAUAUUAAGAAAGAUGACAUAUAGUAAACAACAUAAAAUUUGUCAUUUUAUCUGAUUUGUCCCUAUUGAUAUCAAUAAAUUAUUUAUUUAUAUUAAUAAUAAAUAAAUACAAAUUACUCCUACUUUACUUUUAUGCAACAAUGCAGCUUUGACGUUAGUAUUUUUAUACAGAAUUUUUUUAUCGCAGAAGUGAACAUUUUUGACGUUCACAUCUUUGGAAAUACCAGCACUCUCAAAAUGCUUAUAGAGACCACAUCUAAAAAAAAGAAACGUGAUCCUAUGAGAAUAUGGGUGGACUUACGUGUGUGAUUGUACCACAUGUACAUUUACUUAUGUUUUCAUCCACAAACGUAUAAUAUUAACAUGUUGACAGGACUAAUAUGUUAAUUACUUAUGUACAGGGUGCGAUUUGUGAA
Molecule: messenger RNA, 2300 nt
Organism: Paramisgurnus dabryanus
Lineage: Eukaryota; Metazoa; Chordata; Actinopteri; Cypriniformes; Cobitidae
Source: RefSeq, a predicted model, not a curated record